AUGGGAACUUUUGAGAAGAUUUUAAGGCAGUUGGCAACUAGGAAGGGGAAAGAAAAGAUGAUGGGUUCACGGGCCAAAGUUGUGUAUAGUCAACGGACGGAUGGAGAUGAAUGGCCUUCGUGGGGUCCACUGGCAACUGGUGGUGGGCUUGCGAAGGAGCCUCCCUGA
This is a messenger RNA of Prunus armeniaca (apricot), 168 nucleotides long. The record is from the annotation of a GenBank genome assembly. NCBI's taxonomy places the organism in Eukaryota, Viridiplantae, Streptophyta, Magnoliopsida, Rosales, Rosaceae.